AUGAUCGCUGCGGCGUUUCUAGUCCUGUUGAGGCCGUACAGUAUUCAAUGUGUGCUGCUAUUAUUGUUGCUUUUGCUCGGGACUAUUGCGACAAUUUUGUUUUUCUGCUGCUGGCAUCGCAGGCUUCGUAAUGGAAAGCAUCCAAUAAAAUCUGUUCUCUCUGGCGGGCGCUCCAAGAGUCGCGUUGGUCUCCGAACGCAUCAUUUUCGAUCAGAGGGUUUCAGGCACAGCCCACGUCACUUAAGAAGGAGCAUACAUGCCCGAGUGACAGAAGAAAAGCCCAAUCUGGUUGAGAUUCCUGAAAGUGAACCCGACUCAUCAUCAACUGUGAGAAAACGCAAAGUGAAGAAGAGAGUGCUGCCAGAGUUUUACCAGUCUGUUCAAGUCACCCCUACACGUAAAGCUAGCUCCAGCUCGGGGAACCCUUCCCUACAUUGCUCCAUGUCUUCCUCGGCGGAUAUCUCAGACGAGGAUGAUUAUAGUGUUAAAUCUGGAUCGGCAUCACCGGCACCCGGGGACACUUUACCUUGGAACCUUCCCAGACAUGAGCGGUCCAAGAGGAAAAUCCAGGGAGGAUCUGUACUGGAUCCGGCAGAGAGAGCUGUGCUUAGGAUUGCAGAUGAACGAGACAGAGUGCAGAAGAAGACCUUUACAAAAUGGAUUAACCAGCAUCUGGUAAAGGUACGGAAACAUAUAAAUGACCUGUACGAAGACUUGAGAGAUGGACAUAACCUGAUUUCACUGUUGGAGGUUCUGUCUGGAGAUACACUGCCUCGGGAAAGAGGGAGGAUGCGCUUCCACAGACUCCAGAAUGUACAAAUAGCACUGGAUUAUUUAAAGAGGCGGCAGGUCAAACUUGUAAAUAUCAGGAAUGAUGACAUUACAGACGGCAACCCAAAACUAACCCUGGGAUUGAUCUGGACCAUAAUUUUGCACUUUCAGAUUUCUGAGAUCCAUGUAACAGGGGAGUCUGAGGACAUGACAGCCAAGGAGAGACUACUGCUCUGGUCCAAGCAGAUAACAGAUGGCUAUGUGGGUGUUCGAUGUGAGAACUUUACCACUUCCUGGAGGGAUGGGAGGCUGUUUAAUGCCGUCAUUCAUAAAUACAGACCAGAUCUGAUUGACAUGAGUCGUGUUUCGGCACAGACCAACCGCUCAAAUCUGGAGCAAGCAUUUUGUGUAGCAGAACAUUUAGGGGUGGCCAGACUGCUGGACCCCGAGGAUGUUGAUGUUCAGUCUCCUGAUGAAAAAUCUGUCAUCACAUACGUCUCAACACUGUACGAUGCCUUCCCCAAAGUACCUGAUGGUGUUGAAGGAAUAAAUCCUAAUGAUGUUGAUAUAAAAUGGGUGGAGUACCAGAACAUGAUAAAAUACCUCAGCCAGUGGAUCAAACACAACGUGGCCAUGAUGUCAGAUAGAUCUUUCCCCAACAAUCCUGCAGAACUUAAGGCACUUUAUACACAAUAUCUACAGUUUAAAGAACAUGAUAUCCCACUGAAAGAAAAUGAGAAAACAAAAAUAAAAAAUCUCUACAAAAUGCUUGAGAUGUGGAUCGAGUUUGGACGUAUUCAGUUACCCUCAGGUCAUCAUCCGAAUGAUGUGGAGAAGGAAUGGGGUAAAUUAAUUGUUGCUAUGCUUGAAAGAGAGAAGAGCCUGCGGCCAGAGGUGGAGAGACUUGAGAUGUUGCAGCAGAUUGCCAACAGGGUCCAGCGGGACUGUGUUAAUGGUGAGGACAAGCUGGCACUGGCAGGAGUAGCCCUUCAAUCUGAUGCAAAACGUUUGGAGUCUGGUAUUCAGUUCCUCAAUGAAGCUGAGAUUGCUGGCUACCUUUUGGAGUGUGAGAAUAUCCUCAGACAACAAGUGGUUGACAUCCAAAUUCUUCUGGAUGGGAAAUUUCCCUUUGCAGAUCAGCUUGUUCAAAGGGUAACAAAACUCCGGGAUGACCUUUUGGCCCUGAGAGCUGAGUGCUCCUCUGUGUACAGCAAAGGUCGCACCCUGACAACAGAGCAAACCAAAAUGAUGAUCUCAGGCAUCACACAGAGCCUGAACUCUGGCUUCUCCCAGAACAUUAACACAAGCCUGACACCAGCCAUUACUCCUGCACUCACCUCAGGGGGGUUAGGUACCCCUGGGUCCACGUUCACCUCUAGCCUCACACCGUGCCUGACCCCAUCCAUGCCCACAGCCUCGACCCCCAGUCUGCAGCCUGUCUAUGUGGGGAGUAGUGGAAACAUGGAUCCAGGAAGCCUCAUGCAUUUGAAACACAUGCAGAUUCGUAAGCCGCUGCAAAAGUCCUCACUGGCUGACCCCAACAUGACAGAGGAGGAGGUCAACAUGAAAUAUGUGCAGGACCUCCUAAACUGGGUGGAAGAGAUGCAGUUGCAGCUAGAGCGUUCAGAGUGGGGAUCUGAUUUGCCAAGUGUGGAAAUACAUUUGGAGAACCACAAAAGUAUACAUAGAGCCAUUGAAGAAUUUCAGAUGAGUCUUAAAGAUGCCAAACUGAGUGAAAUUCAGAUGACCAUACCUUUGAAGCUGAAUUAUUCAGACAAACUCAACAAGCUAGAAAAUCAGUAUGAAAGGCUGUUGAGUUGUUCAAGGGAGCGGCAGAGCCAACUGGAAAACCUGCAUGACUUUGUGUCACAGGCAACGCAAGAGCUCAUCUGGCUGAAUGAAAAGGAGGAAGAGGAGGUUGCUUUUGACUGGAGUGAUCGCAACAGCAGCAUCUCCAAGAAAAGAGACUACCAUGCAGACCUGAUGAGGGAGCUGGAUGAAAAGGAGGAAACCGUCAAGUCUGUGCAGGACAAAGCAGACCGACUCAUGCUCAAGAACCACCCAGCCAGGUCGACUAUUGAAGCAUACAAAGCUGCAAUGCAGACACAGUGGAGUUGGAUUCUACAGCUCUGCUCAUGUGUAGAGCAGCAUCUGAAGGAGAACGCUGUUUACCUAGAGUUUUUCAGUGACGCCAAAGAGUCUAUGGACUACCUUAAGAGCCUGCAAGACUCAAUUCAAAGAAAAUACAGCUGCGACCGAUCCAGCAGCCUACACAGACUGGACGAUCUCAUUCAGGAGUCUAUGGAUGAAAAGGAGCAGCUUCUUCAGUACCGCAGCACUGUUGCUGGUUUAGUUGGCAGGGCCAAAAACAUUGUGCAACUCAAACCCAGGAACCCUGAAAGUCCCUUGAGAUCAUCGAUCCCUGUAAAAGCAAUCUGUGAUUAUCGUCAGAUUGAGAUUACCAUUUAUAAAGAUGAUGAGUGUGUGUUGGCCAACAACUCUCACCGAGCCAAGUGGAAAGUCAUCAACCCUGCAGGGAAUGAAGCCAUGGUGCCCUCUGUUUGCUUUACUGUGCCUCCACCCAACAAAGAGGCCAUUGACAUGGCUACAAGAACUGAGCAGCUGUACCAGAAUGUCCUGGCGCUGUGGCAUCACUCCCACAUCAACAUGAAGAGUGUAGUGUCUUGGCACUAUCUUAUGGCUGAUAUACGUGCCAUCCGCAACUGGAAUGUUGCCUCAAUAAAGACAAUGUUGCCAGGUGAGCAUCAGCAGGUCUUGAGUAACCUGCAGUCCCACUUUGAUGAGUUCCUGGAAGACAGCGAGGAGUCGGAGGUGUUCACAAUGGCAGACUGUGCACAGCUUGAGAGAGACGUGGCAGCUUGCAAGGAGUACUACCAGGAGCUGCUCAGAUCUGCAGAGAGAGAAGAACACGAGGAGUCGGUGUACAAUCAUUAUAUCUCAGAAAUACGAAACUUCCGUAUGCAUCUUGAGGCCCAUGAGGAACAUCUGAUCAGGCAAAUCCGUGCACCACUGGAGAGAGAUGACCUGGAACACAGUCUGCAGCGCAUUGCUGAGCAUGAGGAGAAGACAGCUGAGCUGGAAAAGCUGAAGGAGGAUCUGAACAUCAUGAAGGAGAAGUGUGAGCUGUUCCUCAGGCAGGCUGCAAGUUCUCCAUCUGUGCAAAUGCUCUCCUCUGAACUCUCAGUUCUUAUCCAGAGCAUGAGCCAAGUGUUUUCUAUGUCUUCCAUUUAUAUGGACAAACUAAAAACAGUGAGUUUAGUGGUGAAGCACAGUCAGAGCGCUGAGGCUCUUGUGAAGGCUUAUGAGUCCAAACUCUAUGAGGAAGAUGCCAUGAACUCUGACAUCAAAUCCAUUGAAAGUGUCGUUUCCACACUUAAGCAAUGGCGGACAGAGAUCGAUGAAAGGCAGGAGGUGUUCCAUGACAUGGAGGAUGAGCUGCAGAAAGCCCGCGCCAUCAGUGAUCGCAUGCUGAAGGCCCACAAUGAGCGAGACUUUGAUCUCGACUGGCACAAGGAGAAGGCAGAUCAGCUGAGUGAGAGAUGGCAGAACAUUCACUCACAGAUUGAUAGCAGGCUUCGGGACCUGGAUGGUAUCAGCAAAUCUCUGAAACACUACAGAGACUCCUACAGUAGUCUUGAUGAAUGGGUUCGAGAGCUGGAAACCGUGCAGCUUAAGGCCCAAGAAAACAAACCUGAAGACAGCAAAGCACUUGCUGAGCUGCUAAACAAACAGAAAGUUCUUGUUGCUGAAAUGGAACAAACACAGAACAGGAUUGAUGAGUGUCAAAAGUACUCAGAGCAGUACUCAUCUGCCAUCAAGGAUUAUGAACUUCAGCUGAUGACAUUCAGAGCAAUGGUGGACUCCCAGCACAAAUCACCGCUUAAGAAACGAAAGAUGCAGAGCUCUUCUGAUGCCAUUCAACAGGAGUUUAUGGAUCUCCGAACCCGCUACACUGCUCUGGUGACUCUCAUGACGCAAUAUGUGAAGUUUGCGAGUGAAACACUGAAGAGAACUGAAGAAGAGGAGAGAUCUGUUGAUGAGGAGAAGAGAGAGCAUGGUGAUAAAGUUAGCAAACUGUUGCACUGGAUGUCCGAUGUGAAACAGACCACGAGCAAUGACGGGCAUGCUCAGAAAGAUAGUAAUGCCAACACAGAUGCUUCAAAUAAGCCCCAGGUGUCAAUUGAGGAAAUGGUCACUAAAAAGGAGCAAAUUGCAGAAGCUCUCAGGUCCACACAAGCAAUGCUCAACAAACAUGGUGACAAGAUAACAGAAGAGGAAAGAGAGAAAAUCCACGAGCAGCUGAAAGCUCUCAGUCAGGCUUACAGUGAACUCACCCAUCAGUGUUCAGAUCAGACAACCUCUGCAGAUGAGUCUUUAUUGGAGAGACACAAAGAGUUUUCCGAGAAGCUGGAGGAAGUGUGUGACAAUCUCACCCUGACAGAGAACCGACUGAUUGGUCAUCAGCAGCAAGUAGGAAACUCUGACAGUGUCACAGACCUGCAGCAGUUUCAGCAGGAACAUCAGGCUUUGCAAAAAGAUGUACAGACAAAUGCCAGUGCCUUAAAUGAGGUGAUCACCAAUACUAAAAAGUUUCUGGAGGAGAACCGCAGCAAGCUGUCACCAGAUCAGAUUGCCAUGAUCGAGAGCAAGUUAGAAGAAGCUAAAAGCAAAGCCAAGCUCAUCAACCAACGGGCAGAGGAGUCCAGGAAAGAUUUGGAGAAGGUUGUUACAACAGCCAUAAAACAGGAGAGCGAAAAGGCAGCAGCUGUUGAACGACUUGAAGAAAGUAAGAACAAAAUCGAAGGUCUUUUGGACUGGAUUUCCAACAUAGGGAAUGAAAACAACAGCUGUCUGGAUCAAACUGACCAUAUAAGUAAAGCGAAUGGAAACCUGCCAGAGGAAACCUCUGCCAAGGGACUGACAGGAGAGGAUGAUGAUGCCAAUGGAAAUGCUUUGCAGAUCUCCGAAAAUGAUGUUAGCAUGGAGACCAGAGGCAAGAAUGACGUUUCUCUGGGCCUUGAUAAGCAGUAUGACAAGAUCAAGGCUCACCAUCAGGAGAUUCUGUCCCAGCAGCAGGAUCUGAUCAUGGCCACCCAGUCAGCUCAGGCCCUGCUUCACAAACAAGCUAAUGUCUUGUCUCCAGAUGAGCAGGAGAACCUUCAGAAGAACAUCCAAGAUCUGAAGGAGCGCUACGAGACCUCACUGACUCAGGCUGAACAGCAGAUGAAGCACCUGCAAUGUGUUCAGGAGGAGCUGAAGAAAUUUCAGGACGACUGUGAGGAGUUUGAAGGCUGGUUAAAGCAGGCCGAAGGAGAGAUGGAGAAGCUGGGUUCUCCUGAGGGCUCCCUCAAUAUUUUGAGUGACAAACUUCAGCACCAGAAAAGCUUCUCAGAGGAUGUGAUUUCUCACAAAGGGGACCUUCGCUUUAUCACUAUAUCAGGACAGAAAGUGCUGGAUGUGGCUAAGGCCUGUGGGAUGGCUGACCCUGCAGCAAAGAAUGCCCUUCUAGAGGUUGAUACUUCAGGGACAUGUUCUGCUGUCAAAGGAAAACUGGAUUCAGCAGCCAGCCGCUACAAAACACUACAUUCACAGUGCAACCUGCUUGGCAACAACCUCAGAGAAGUGGUUGACAAAUACAAAAAGUAUGAUGACUCAAGCUGUGGUCUUUUGAAGUGGCUCAACAGCUCUGAGGAGGAGGCGAGAAAGCAGCAGGCAGAAGCCAUUGCAGCUGACCCGCAAACACUACAGAAACAGCUGGAGGAGACCAAGACUUUACAAGGUCAGAUGAUGGGACAUCAGGUGGCAGUUGACAUGUUACGUAAAACAGCUGAGUCGCUAGUAACAUCUGAAGGAAACCUGCUGAGCAACCCUGAUGAGAUCCAGGAGACAGUAGAUGACAUUGUGGAGCGAUAUGACAACCUGUCCAAGUCUGUGAGUGAUCGAAAUGAGAAGCUGCAGAUCACCCUGACUCGCUCUAUGAGUGUCCAGGAUGGUUUGGAUGAGAUGAUGGGAUGGAUGGAGGGAGUGGAAACCAGUGUGAAAAAGAAAGAGCAAAUCCCCCUGGACUCUGCUUCUGUUGGAGAUAUCCUCAGCAAAGAAGCAGCAUUAGAGCAGGACAUAGCAAGUCGCCAGAGCAGCAUCUUAGCCAUGAAAGCCAAGGUGAUGAAGUUUGUGGAGACAGCAGAUCCCUCCACAGCCGUGCUUCUGCAGAAUAAGAUGGAUGCUCUCUCGCAGCGCUUCUCUGACGCCUGUGAUAAGCAUAAGCAAAAAGUAUCCCAGCUAGAGCAACUGAAAGAAAAAGUUGAACAGUUUGAGAAUUUGGUAGAUAAAGUCCAGCAGUUUGCUGUGAAACGUUCACAAGAUCUGCAUGAAACAGAUGGACCUGGGAAAACCUUUAAUGAACUUUCUCAGCUAAUGCAGAACACAAAAGAAGAGAUGGCUGAAUAUUCCAGCGAUAUGGAGAAGCUGCAGGCUCUUUCCAAAGAGCUGUCUGAAUUAAGCCCUGAUGGAAACAAAGCCCAGCUUCAGAGCAAGAUGGACAAUGUCGCAAAUAUUUUCAACACAUUCAAAGAUACAGUCAAAGAAAAGGCAGAGGAGCUAUCAUCCUGUCAGGACCAGCUGGGAGAGUUCAGAUCUGCAGUCAGUGCUCUUACAAAGUGGCUGGAGGAGACCAAUGCAAAAGUACCUGCAGCUCCGCCAAGCAGCUGUGAGAAGAAUCUGGAGAAGGACCUGCAAAUUGUCACUGGGUUAUUAGAUGAAUGGACAGCCAAAGGCCCUGCUGUCCAAGACCUGACCAGUAAAGGAUCAGCACUGUGCAGCCUGAUGACUUUCCUCACAUCCCCUGCCAAGACUAAGACCUCUAACAAGUCAGCUCUUACUAAUGGUGGUGGUCCAGCAAGCCAUACCUACCUAACCAAUAAAGAGCUGAUGGGAAUUCAGCAGAACACGUCAUUCAUCAGUGAGGGAUACACAAACCUUGGUGAAACACUGAAGAGUCGAUCAGACCAGCUGACUGGUUUGCUACAGGAGGUGAAAGAUGCCCGAAAGGAGACAGAGGACAUGAUGUCAUGUCUAAGGGACAUGAAAAAGACUGCAGCAUCCUGGAAAAAUGCAACCACUGAAAAGGAUUCUGUCAAAUCACAGCUUGAACAACAGAAGGCAUUUGAAGAUGGGAUGAAGCAGAAGCAGGAGCAACUCCAGAAACUCAGAGAGAAGCUUCUGGCCUUGAUCACAGCCCAUCCAAACUCCCCCGAGGCAGCGGAAUGGAAGCAGAUGCUGGCAGAAAUAGAUGCUGCUUGGGGAGAAAUCAGCGGCUAUGUAGAAGAGAGGAAGCAGCACCUGGAACAGUCCAACAAGAAUCUGGACAUCUUCCAAACUACUGAGCAGCAACUUGGACAGUGGCUCUCAGAGAAGGAGCUGAUGAUGAGUGUCCUUGGACCCCUCUCUAUAGACCCAAACAUGCUUAAAAUGCAGAAGCAACAAGUUCAGAUCCUCCAGAAUGAAUUCAAGAGCCGCAAACCUCAAUAUGAGCAACUUCAGGAAGCAGCUUCAGCCAUCCUGAGCUCAUCGGCCAACCAGGAGCCAUCAAACGGGAAGUUGGUGAGGGAGCAGCUUGCUGCUGUCACUCAGAAGUGGCAAGGCCUCACAGGACAGCUGGAUCAGCGAGACAGCCUCAUCGGCCAGGCGGUGGUGAAGACAGCACAGUUUCAGGAGUUACUGAGGAGCCUCAGUAACACUGCCACUCAGCUGGAGAAUCAACUCACCAACCAUCACUCCAACAGCACACAGCCUGAUGCUGUGAAAAAACAGUUGGAAAAUGCCCAAAACAUCUCAGCUCAGCUUAGAGAAGAAAGGAAGAAGUUGAAAGAGGCUGAGGCCAUCAACGCAGAGCUCCUAGCCAUGGUGACUGAGGACUAUCUUAAAGCAGACCUAGUCAGGCAGCUGGAGAGUGUCAGCAAGCCUUUUAAACAGCUGGAAGAGAAAGCAGCAAAACGUAUCGAGCAGUUAAACUCAACCUUUGCCAGCUCUCAGCAGUUCCAUCAGACCUCCAAAGACUUCCAAUCAUGGCUGGGCGAGAAGCUCCAGGAACAGUCUAAGCCCCUGCCCAUCUCUGCCAAGGUGGACCUUCUGCAGCAAUCCCUGGAGGAACACAGUAAACUCCAGAAGACUCUUAAGGAUCAUGAGGAAGCUUACAAUACAAUCAUUGGAGAAGGAGAGAUGCUUCUGCACAGCACUGAUGGUGCAGAAAAGCUGGCCUUACAGGGACAGCUCACUACCCUCUCUUCUAACUGGGAGGAAGUUAAGAGAAGCUCCAUAGAGCAGGCUGACAAACUUCAAGCUGCUCUGCUUAGAUCUCAAAAGUAUCAGGAGCAUGCAGAGAAGCUGAGCUCUUGGAUUCAAGAUUGUGAAGCUAGUGAAGGCCGAAUCAAACUCACCACUGAUUCUGUUGCCGUGGAAAGCUCCAUUUCUCAAGUGAAAGCCCUCCAGAAGGAUGUCGACAAGCACAGAGGUCUGGUGGGGCAGCUUAACACAGCUACAGAAAACCUUCUCGAGGUAGCCAACAUGGACACAGAAGCUAUAAAAGAAGAGAAAGAUAACAUUGGUAAAAGGGUGGACAAAUUAGUUGAGGGUCUUCAAAGCAAAAGGGAAUCCCUGGAGAAGAUCUCACACACUAUUAAAGAAUUUAAUGAUGCCUACAAAGACGCAAAGAGUCAGCUUGAAGGGGCUAAAAAGCAGGUGGAUUCAUAUGAAUCACUGGGAGUCCAGGGACACAGUAACAAGAACUUAACCAACAUUAAAGCCCAACAUAAGAGUUUAGAAGGUGUGCAGAACCAAGUAGAUCACAUGAAGACUUUGGCCAAGGACCUUGUUGUUGAUGUCCCAGAUGCUGAAGGAGUGACAGACCUUUUGCUGCAGACAGACAGCAUAGAAAAGGACUAUGACACCCUAAACAAGAAACUAGAGGACGCAUGUCAAGUAUUAGAGAGCAAACUGCAAGGCAUCGGACAGUUCCAAAACAAAAUACGCGAGAUGUUUACUGAUUUCACAGAGCUGGAUGACGAACUGGACAGCAUGUCUCCAGUCAAUCUGGAUUUGGCAACCCUUAAAGAACAGCAGGACAGCAUUCAGAGUUUUGUAGCUAAGCUGCGAGAGCUGAUGGCUAACACAGCCAAUGCUGGUGACAGCUGUAAGAAGAUGCUGGAGACUGAAUCGUCACCUGACUUGUUGGGUCUGAAGCGAGACCUGGAUGCUUUGAGUAAGCAGUGCGGCAAACUCUUAGACAGAGCCAAGGGAAGAGAGGUCCAGGUGCAGAAUACUCUUACCAAGCUGGAGGAGCUGUAUGGCAAACUCCAUCAAGUGGAAGAUAAAGUUUGCAGAGCUGAGGACAAGGAAGCAUCUCAGGAGGCAGUUGGCAUGGAGACGGACGUGAUCAACCAACAGCUGGAGGCAUUUAAGGCUUUCCAGAAAAACGACAUUGACCCAUUGCAGACACAGCUUCAUGACAUCAACUCGCUCGGGCAGGGCCUCAUUCAGAGUGCUGCUAAAGGCACCAGCACCAAGAAGCUCGAGGAUGACCUGGAGGGCGUCAACUCAAAGUGGAAUACCCUCAACAAAAAGAUUGCUGAGCGUUCAGCGCAGCUGCACGAAGCCCUGUUGCAUUGUGGGAGGUUCCAGGAUGCUUUCGAGUCGCUUCUCAGCUGGUUGACUGAUACAGAGGAGCUUGUGGCCAAUCAAAAGCCUCCUUCUGCAGAGUUCAAAGUGGUGAAAGCACAGAUACAAGAGCAAAAACUCUUACAGAGGCUGCUGGACGACAGAAAGCCGACCGUGGAGCUAAUAAAGAAGGAGGGAGGGAAGGUUGCAGAACUGGCGGAGUCUGUGGAUAAGGAGAAGGUUGCAAAAGAAAUAAAAUGCCUGGGGCAGAGGUGGGACACUCUGCUCAAGAAAGCUGAAAAUAGGCACAAGCAACUGGAGAGCAUCUUAGUGGUGACUCAGCAGUUCCACGAGACUUUGGAGCCACUCAGUGAAUGGCUUGCAGUCACAGACAAACACCUUGCCAACUCUGAGCCAAUUGGCACUGAGACAUGCAAGCUAAAGGAGCAAAUCUCACAGCAUAAGGCCUUAGAGGAGGAGAUUAUGAAUCACAGUAAAGACCUAUUUCAGACCGUCAGUUUGGGUCAAAUCCUGAAAUCUGUGAGCUCAGCGGAUGAGAAGGAGUUUGUUCAGUCCAAACUGGACACUGUGCAGGGCAGUUACAUUGAGCUCCAGGAGCGAUGCAGGAGGAAAGCUGACAUGCUGCAGCAGGCUCUUGCAAAUGCUCAACUGUUUGGAGAGGAUGAAGUGGCCCUCAUGAACUGGCUCAACGAGGUGCACUCCAGACUGAGUGAAGUGUCUGUGGAGGACUACAAAAUAGAUGUUCUUGAGAAGCAGCUGACAGAACAACGGAAACUACAAAGUGAUAUUGAGCUGAGGAAGAAGAAUGUUGACCAAGCCAUCUCUAAUGGGAUGGAGCUACUGAAGCAAACAACAGGUGAUGAGGUGGUUGUUAUCCAAGGCAAGUUGGAUGGAAUUAAAACAAAGUAUGCUCAGAUAAAUUCAAUGAGCGGCAGUGUUUUGAAGACUUUGGAGCAGGUUUUGAGUCUCUCCUCAAAGCUGCAGCAUUCUCAUGAAGACCUGAGUUCCUGGCUUGAGAAAGCAGAGGCUGAGAUUAAGAUUUUUGCUGAUCAGGAGCCAGUAGACGAGCAGCAGCUUCAUUCACAAAACAGUCGGAAGACCUUGCUGAAAGAGACUAAAGAACAAAAGCCUGUGUUGGACAAGAUAAAUGAGCUGAGCAGUUCACUCCUGGACCUGAUCCCCUGGCACACACGGGAGGGUUUGGACAAGCUGGUAACUGAGGAUAAUGAGCGGUACAGAACCGUCUGGGACACUAUCACCCAGCAGGUCGACCAGAUCAACGCUGACAUUCUCAAGUCGCAGCAGUUUGAGCAGGCUGCAGACUCUGAGCUUUCCUGGCUGACUGAAGCUAAGGGGAAGCUGCUUUCUAUGGGUGAGAUCAGGCUGGAGCAGGACCAAACCGUAGCCCAGCUCCAAGCACAAAAGAUUUUCUCCAUGGACAUCAUGAGACACAAAGAUGCAGUGGAUGAAAUUGCGAAAACGGGAAAAACCAUCAUGAGCAGCAAAAACCCAGAAGAGAAAGAAGUCUUGAAGGCCAAGAUCCAGACUCUGUUGGAGAAGUAUGGCAUCGUCAGUCAGCUGAAUUCAGAGCGCUGCUUGCAGUUGGAGCGAGCCCAGUCUAUGGCCACGCAGUUCUGGGAGACUUAUGAGGAGUUGUGGCCGUGGCUUCAGGAGACCAUAAGUACCUUCAGUCAGCUGCCUGCUCCUGCAAUCGAGUAUGAAACGCUCAGGCAGCAGCAAGAGGAGCUCAGGCAAAUGCGAGAACUUAUUGCCGAGCACAAGCCCCAUAUUGACAAGAUGAAUAAGACGGGGCCUCAGUUACUUGAACUCAGUCCAGUGGAGGGGGUCCCCAUCAGAGAGAAAUACACAGUUACCGACCAACUGUACACCAAACUCAAGGCUGAUGUUAAGCAGAGAGCUGCAACUUUGGAUGAAGCUAUUUCCAAAUCCACACAGUUUCAUGAUAAAAUUGACCCCAUGCUGGAGUCUCUGGAACGUAUCGCUGAACGCCUUCGUCAGCCUCCAUCCAUCUCAGUGGAAGUGGACAAGAUCAAGGAACAGAUAACUGAAAACAAGGCCGUCUCUGUGGAUUUGGAGAAGCUACAGCCCUCUUAUGAGACGCUGAAGCAACGAGGGGAAGAGAUGAUUGCUCGGUCGGAAGGAGUAGACAAGGACAUCUCUGCCAAAGCUGUAAAAGACAAGCUGGACCACAUGGUGUUCCUGUGGCACGACAUCCAGGCCUUGCUGGAGGAGCGGGAGGCGAAGCUGCUGGAUGUGAUGGACCUGGCGGACAAGUUCUGGUGCGACCAUUGUGCUCUCAUCGCCACCAUCAAAGACAGCCAAGACCUGCUGAAGGAGUUGGAGGAACCCGGAGUCGACCCCUCUGUCGUCAAGCAGCAGCAGGAGUUUGUGGAGGGAUUUAAGGAGGAGAUUGAUGGGCUGCAGGAGGAACUUGAUGUGGUUCAAAAUCAGGGUGCAGAACUCAUGACUGCCUGCGGGGAACCUGAUAAACCUGUGAUCAAGAAAAGUCUUGAUGAGGUGAAUUCUGCUUGGGAAAACCUUAAUAAGACUUGGAAGGAAAGAGUAGAGAGGCUGGAAGAAGCCAUGCAGGCUGCUGUGCAGUUUCAAGAUGGCCUGCAGGGUAUGUUCGACUGGGUGGAUAUUCUGGAGAGCAAACUGGAUUCAAUGUCUCCUGUUGGUACAGACCUGGAGACUGUCAAGCAGCAGAUUGUAGAGCUCAAGGAGUUCAAAGGAGAGGCGUACCAGCUCCAGAUUGAGAUGGAGCGUCUGAACCACCAAGCAGGCCUCCUGCUGAAGAAGGUGACGGAGGAGGCUGAUCGCUGCGCCAUCCAGGAGCCAAUGUCUGAGCUCAAGAUGCUGUGGAAAAACCUUGAUGAGAAGAUCAUCGGCCGGCAGCACAAACUAGAGGGUGGACUUCUGGCUCUGGGCCAGUUCCAGCAUGCACUGGAUGAGCUGCUGGCCUGGAUGAGCCACACCGAGGGGCUGCUUGACGAACAGAAAAAAGCUGCAGGAGACCCCAAAGCCAUCGAGAUAGAACUUGCCAAGCACAACGUCCUCCAGAUAGACGUGUUGGCUCACAAGGCAACAGUGGAAACUGUGAACAAAGCUGGUAAUGAACUGGUUGAGUCAAGUGCUGGAGAGGAAGCUUCUAGUCUGCAGAGCAAACUGGAGAAUCUGAAUCUGAGGUGGAAAGCUAUCCUUGAGAAGACAGAGCAGAGGAAGCAACAGCUGGAAGCUUCCCUGCUUCAGGCCCAAGGUUUCCAUGGUGAGAUAGAAGAUAUGCAGCAAUGGCUGAAAGACACAGAACGUCAGCUGUUGGCAUCAAAGGCUGUGGGAGGCUUACCAGACACGGCCCGGGAGCAGCUUAACGCCCAUCUGGAGUUGUGUUCUGCCUUUGAGGCCAAGGAGGAGCUAUAUCAGGAGCUGCUGAACAAGGGUCACCAGCUGCUCGCAAUGACGCCCGAUGGCCCAGACAGCAACACAGAGCAGGACCUCACCAACCUGAAGGAGAAAUGGGAAGCCGUGCAGGCAAAGGUCACUGACAGAAAGGCGAAACUUGAAGAGGCGUUAACACUAGCCACAGAUUUCCACAACUCUCUGCAAGACUUCAUCGUCUGGCUAACCCAAGCUGAGCAGACGCUGAACAUGGUUUCGCCUGCUUCCCUCAUACUGGAGACCAUCAUGUUUCAGAUUGAUGAGCAUAAGAUGUUUGUGACAGAGGUGAACUCCCACAGAGAGCACAUUAUUGAACUGGAUAAGACCGGAACACAUCUGAAGUACUUCAGCCAGAAACAGGAUGUGGUGCUGAUCAAGAACCUGCUGCUCAGCGUACAGGGCCGCUGGGAGAAGCUGGUGCAGAGAUCUGUGGAGCGAGGUCGUCUGCUGGAUGAUGCCAGAAAGCGGGCCAAGCAGUUUCAUGAAACCUUUAAUAAACUGAUGGAGUGGUUGGAUGAGUCUGAGAAGAGUCUGGACUCUGAAGUGGAAAUUGCCAAUGAUCCAGAUAAAAUCAAGAUGCAGCUGGUGCAGCAUAAGGAGUUCCAAAAAGCUUUGGGUGGCAAACACUCAGUGUACGACACCACUUCUCGAACAGGGCGUGCCUUGAAAGAUAAAACCUCCCUUCAGGAUGAUAAUCAGAAACUGGACGACAUGCUGAGUGAGCUGCGGGACAAAUGGGACACUGUCUGUGGCAAGUCGAUAGAAAGACAAAACAAGCUGGAGGAGGCCCUGCUGUUCUCAGGACAGUUUACAGACGCCCUCCAGGCUCUCAUUGACUGGCUGUACAGAGUGGAGCCUCAACUGGCUGAGGACCAGCCUGUACAUGGAGACAUAGAUCUGGUUCUCAACCUAAUAGACAACCACAAGGUCUUCCAGAAGGAGCUGGGAAAGAGGACGGUGAGUGUUCAGGCUCUCAAGCGUUCGGCGAGGGAGCUGAUCGAGAGCAGCCAUGAUGACUCCUCCUGGGUUAAAGUCCAGAUGCAGGAGCUGGGCACUCGCUGGGAGACGGUGUGCAACCUCUCAGUUUCAAAGCAGGCCCGGCUGGAGCAGGCCCUGUGCCAGGCUGAGGAGUUCCACUCUACCGUUCACAUCCUGCUGGAGUGGCUGGCUGAGGCCGAGCAGAGUUUGCGUUUUCAUGGCAGCCUGCCGGAUGAUGAGGAGGCUCUGCGGGCACUUAUUGAACAACACAAGGAGUUCAUGAAAAAGCUGGAGGAAAAGCGAGUGUCUCUGACUAAAGCAACCAGCAUGGGGGAGGCCAUUCUCAGCAUUUGCCAUCCAGACUCCAUCACAACCAUCAAGCACUGGAAUACUAUCAUUAAAGCCCGUUUUGAAGAGGUGCAAGCAUGGGCCAGGCAGCAUCAACAGAGACUGGCCACAGCCCUCACUGAGCUGUUAGCCACUCAUGAGCUGCUGGAAAAUCUUCUGACCUGGCUACAGUGGGCUGAAACCAACCUCAACGAUAAGGACAAGGAGUCGCUGCCUCAGGAGAUCGAAGAGACCAAAAGCCUAAUUGCAGAACAUCAGGCGUUUAUGGAGGAAAUGACCAGGAAGCAACCAGAUGUUGACAAAAUCACCAAAACACACAAAAGGAAAGCUGCUGUGGAGCCUCAAAUCCAGUCUCAGAUCCCUGUACUGGACAAAGGAAGAACUGGAAGAAAACGCUCUCCCACACAAACGAUGUACGCUUCAACAACACAAGCUCCCAUUGAAACCAAGAACCCACGGGUUAACCUGCUAGUUACUAAGUGGCAGCACGUGUGGCUGCUGGCUUUGGACAGAAGGAGGAAACUCAAUGAUGCUUUGGACAGACUGGAGGAGUUAAAGGAGUUUGCCAACUUUGACUUUGAUGUGUGGCGGAAGCGCUACAUGCGCUGGAUGAACCACAAAAAAUCCCGUGUCAUGGAUUUCUUCCGUCGCAUUGACAAAGAUCAAGAUGGCAAGGUGACCCGGCAGGAGUUCAUUGAGGGAAUUCUCUCCUCAAAGUUUCCUACUAGUCGCUUGGAGAUGAGUGCCGUAGCUGACAUAUUUGACAGAGAUGGUGAUGGCUACAUUGAUUACUACGAGUUUGUGGCAGCUCUUCAUCCGAACAAAGACGCCUACAAGCCACUAACAGAUGCAGACAAGAUUGAAGAUGAGGUUACACGUCAAGUGGCAAAAUGCAAAUGUCCAAAACGAUUCCAAGUGGAGCAAAUUGGAGCAAACAAAUACAGAUUCUACCUUGGAAACCAGUUUGGUCUGGUUCACUGCUUACAUGACUCCUUAAUCGGCGAUGAGACAAUAGCAAACAGGGAAAAUCAAAAUCUUACGCCUCACCUACACGUUGCAGUUUUGGAAAGCUGUAUUCUGUUCGGAGACUCUCAGCAACUGCGCCUUGUGAGAAUUUUACGUAGCACGGUGAUGGUGCGGGUGGGAGGAGGCUGGAUGGCUCUGGAUGAGUUCCUGGUGAAAAAUGACCCCUGUCGAGUUCAUCACCACGGGAGCAAAAUGUUGCGCUCGGAAUCAAACUCUUCAAUUACUCAGUCUCCUAUAGCUAAAGGCAGGACCAACAUGGAGCUGCGUGAAAAGUUCAUCCUCCCAGAGGGAACCACGCAAGUGAUGGCCAGCUUCCGAUACAGAGGCCGAAGAUCUCGGCCAUCAUCUAGAGGAGCUUCUCCCAAUAGAUCCACCUCCAGUCAGAGCUGCCCAGUCCCAUCAAACCCAACAGUGACCAGCGCACCCAAGACUCCCCAACAAAUAACCCGCAAUUAUGAUAAGCCAUGGCUUACAAACAGCAAAACCUCUACUCCUCUUAAACCAUCAGACUCCUUUGGGAGCCAAGGUUCACCUUCAGAGAACACAGCAGUGCAAGGCAGCAAACUGCGCCUUCCUGGCUACUUAUCUGGCAAAGGGUUUCAGUCAGGUGAGGAGGGAACCUUGAUCAACGCUGCUGUACUGAAAGCUCGAACACAGAUGAUUGGUGAGUCGAGAAAAAAUUCCAGCCGACCGGGAAGUAAAGCCGGAAGCAGAGGGAGCAGUCGCAGAGGAAGCGACGCCUCCGACUUUGACAUCUCAGACAUCCAGUCUGUGUGCUCAGAUGCCUCCGAGACAGUUGGCGAACCCACUCGAGUGACACCACGCUCUGCUUCCCGCCAACACGGAGGAAAACCCUCCAAGAUCCCAACUCCUCAAAGAAGAACCACUCCCACUAGCAAACUAGCCAAGGGAUCCAAGCGAUAGUCAGUGGCCUUGAAAACAAAGAACCCAGAAGCUAGUUGCACCUGAAACACACCUUAGACACUGGAGUUGUCUAACUUAAGAGACUGCAAAUAUGUUUAGUGUUAUUUAAAUUGUUGCAAAAGAUGUAAAAUAUUCUGUUAAAAGGCAAUAUGGUUAAAUAUGAUGUGAGGAUGGAACGUUGAUGGCCUUGUGUAUUUGUUUUUAAUGUAUUUAAUUUUUUGUGAAAAUGUCAAAUUGUUUUGUAUUGUACUUUAUUUUAUUUAUGCAAAUCCUGUAGAGGUUUGAUGGACACUAAAAUAUCUGGGAAUAUCCAUGAUGAAUGGUUAAUUAACAUUUCUUCACACUAAUGAAGGGCAAAUGCAGGAUAGCACUCUGAGAGUUACUGAAUGUACUGUAAUUAAUUUAUGCUUAUGUUUGGAGUACAUGGUCCGUUAUGGUACCAUUCAAAGCACUGCAAUUAUCUAUUUAAGUGCUAUGUUAUACUGCCAACUUGCAUUUAAAGGGCAAUGCAAUAUACCACAAUAAACCCAAGUAAGCGCUGCAGAAACCUUUGAAAUCCCUGUUUAAAAGAAGUAGCAGAAACCUUGUAAUCACAAAGCUUUUGAGUCCUGUUUGUCAGCCGCUGCAGCCCCUGUUUUUGUUUCACCACUUUACAGCGACGCGUGCAUUGGCUUUGAAGAGAUCCCACUCCAUGUUGCCAUUCUCUGUGCAUUCAUGUCAAUGUAUGGUUAAUUUCGGUAGAGCUGAAAUUGUAACAUUACUUUGUAAUAAACCUGCUUGCAGAAAACCACCAGAGACUGGUGGGGACUACCA
This is a messenger RNA of Melanotaenia boesemani (Boeseman's rainbowfish), 18009 nucleotides long. RefSeq names its product dystonin (gene dst). Gene Ontology annotation, molecular function: calcium ion binding; structural molecule activity; microtubule binding. The record is from RefSeq and is a predicted model, not a curated record. The transcript is spliced from 99 exons. NCBI's taxonomy places the organism in Eukaryota, Metazoa, Chordata, Actinopteri, Atheriniformes, Melanotaeniidae. The coding region runs from base 1 to 17196 and encodes 5731 amino acids. Gene Ontology annotation, biological process: cytoplasmic microtubule organization; wound healing; intermediate filament cytoskeleton organization. Gene Ontology annotation, cellular component: hemidesmosome; intermediate filament; focal adhesion.